AUGAGGGCCAUGGCUCAGGCCCUGCCCUCUUUACUGCUGAGACUACUGCUCACGUCCACUCCAGGCACCCUGGGUACCAACCCCGGCCUGGUGGCCAGGAUCACCGACAAGGGCCUAGAGUAUGUAGCCAGGGAGGGGUCGGUGGUUCUGCAGAAGGAACUGCUCAGAAUCACGCUGCCUGACUUCACUGGGGACUUCAAAAUCAAGCCCUUUGGCCGAGGGCACUUUGAGUUCCACAGCCUGAGCAUCCACAGCUGUGAGCUGCGUGGUUCUGCUCUGACGCCCCUGCCCGGCCAGGGUCUGAGUCUCACCAUCUCUGACUCCUUCAUCAGAGUCCAGGGCGAGUGGAAGGUGCGCAAAGCAUUCGUGAAACUACACGGCUCCUUUGAUGUGCAGGUCAAGGGCAUUACCAUUUCGGUCAACCUUGUCUUGGGCAGGGAGCCCUCUGGGAGGCCCACCGUCACUGCCCCCGGCUGCAGCAGCCACAUUCAAGAUGUGGAGGUGGACAUAUCGGGAGAUUUGGGGUGGCUGUUGAAUCUCUUCCACAACCAGAUUGAGUCCAAGUUCCGCAGAGUAUUGGAGAGCAAGAUUUGCAAAAUGCUCCAGAAUUCGGUGACCUCAGACCUACAGCCUUAUCUCCAAACUCUGCCAGUCAAAACAGAGAUCGACAGUUUCGCUGGUAUUGAUUACAGUUUAAUGGAACCCCCUCGGGCAACAGCCCAAAUGCUGGAUGUGAUGUUUAAGGGUGAAAUUUUUAACCGUGAUCACUAUUCCCCAGUCAGCUUCCUUGCUCCUGUCAUGAGCCUUCCUGAGCAAUACAGCCGAAUGGUCUACUUUGCCAUCUCUGAUUAUGUCUUCAACACAGCCAGCAUGGUUUAUCAUGAGGCAGGAUUCCUGAAUUUCUCCAUCACAGAUGACAUGGUUCCCCCUGGCUCUAACAUCCGGCUGACCACCAAGUCCUUCCGCCCCUUCGUCCCCAGGUUAGCCAGACUAUACCCCAACAUGAACUUGGAGCUCCAGGGAGCAAUGGCCUCUGCCCCAUUCCUGAACUUCAGCCCUGGGAAUCUGUCCUUGACUCCCCUGAUGGAGAUUGAAGCCUUUGUGCUCCUGCCCAGCUCUGCCAAGGAGCCUGUCUUCCAGCUUGGUGUGGCUACUAAUAUGUCCGCCAUGUUGACCUUCAACACCAGCAAGAUCACUGGGUUCCUGAAACCAGGAAAGAUACAAGUGGAGCUGAAAGAGUCUAAAGUUGGAGUGUUCAAUGUGGAGCUGUUGGAGGCGCUACUCAACUACUACAUUCUCAACACCCUCUACCCCAAGGUCAACGAGAAGUUGGCAGAAGGCUUCCCCCUUCCUCUGCUCAAGGAUAUUCGGCUCUAUGACCCUGUUCUCGAGAUCCACAAGGACUUCCUGUUCCUGGGCACCAACCUCCAGUAUGUGAGAGCUUGA
Messenger RNA from Mirounga angustirostris (Northern elephant seal), 1446 nucleotides. It is a transcript of the gene LBP, whose product is annotated as lipopolysaccharide binding protein. The transcript is spliced from 15 exons. Gene Ontology annotation, biological process: acute-phase response; innate immune response; defense response to Gram-negative bacterium. Lineage: Eukaryota; Metazoa; Chordata; Mammalia; Carnivora; Phocidae. The record is from RefSeq and is a predicted model, not a curated record. Gene Ontology annotation, molecular function: lipopolysaccharide binding. Bases 1 to 1446 code for a protein of 481 amino acids.